Orbicella faveolata is the source of this 8359-nucleotide messenger RNA. Its product is annotated as E3 ubiquitin-protein ligase HECTD1-like. Gene Ontology annotation, biological process: anatomical structure development; proteasome-mediated ubiquitin-dependent protein catabolic process; protein K63-linked ubiquitination. Gene Ontology annotation, cellular component: nuclear speck. The record is from RefSeq and is a predicted model, not a curated record. Gene Ontology annotation, molecular function: ubiquitin protein ligase activity; metal ion binding; protein binding. NCBI's taxonomy places the organism in Eukaryota, Metazoa, Cnidaria, Anthozoa, Scleractinia, Merulinidae.
CAACAUUACAUUUGGAAAGAAACGAAAGAAAGCGAGAUUUAGUAAUUGUGUGGGCUGUUUUACAACGCUAUUUUCGGUUUCAGGUGUUUCCGAAACAGAAAUGGUGUCCUCUGGAGCGGUGGAUGCCUCAAUGAUGGGAUGUAGUACGCCUCAUGAUAACUAAUUCAGACGAAUGACUGGCUGGUAUAAGGCAGGAAACACGAGGCCAGAGACUCCCUGUGAAAGAGAGCAUUUCCGUGACACGAACUAUCGAAGAUAAUCGCGGAGCCUUUUUAUACCUUUAUCCACAAAGAUAACGAUAAUAACUCUGGAUUACGUACGGUGGUUAAGCCGGGACAUCUGUGAAACCGAGACGAAAGCUACACUGUUUUUCUCACGCAAGUGUGAAGUCCAGACGUCGUGGACUUUAGUCCUUUGUUGCCUAUAGAUCCUCCUGAUCUUCAUUUGUUGAAAAUUUAAGUCGUAUUUUUGCUAACUCAAAUUGACGUCCAUUCUCUGGGAAAAUGGUGGACGUGGAUCCUGAUACUCUGUUAGAAUGGCUAAGUAUGGGGCAAGGGGACGAAAGAGAUAUGCAACUCAUCGCUUUGGAGCAGUUGUGUAUGUUGCUGUUGAUGUCGGACAAUAUCGACCGGUGUUUCGAAAGUUGCCCUCCACGAACAUUUCUUCCAGCCUUGUGCCGGAUCUUCUUGGAUGAGUGUGCUCCUGAAAAUGUACUUGAAGUAACUGCCAGAGCCAUUACAUAUUACCUUGAUGUGUCAGCAGAGUGUACUAGACGAAUUGUGGCUGUGGAGGGAGCCAUCAAGGCCCUUUGCAGUCGGCUAGUAGUGGUUGAUUUAUCAUCAAGGACCAGUAAAGACUUAGGAGAACAAUGUGUCAAAGUUCUGGAACUGAUAUGCACUCGCGAGGCAGGGGCUGUGUUUGAGGCAGGUGGCCUUCAGUGUUCACUAACAUUUAUCCGUGAGUUUGGGAGUGCUGUGCACAAGGACACACUUCAUUCUGCCAUGAAUGUGGUAACCAGAUUGUGUGGAAGGAUGGAACCACAGGACACCAACCUAGAAACUUGCGUUAAAUCACUGUCAACAUUGCUUAAGCACGAAGACCCAUAUGUAUCUGAUGGUGCUCUUCGGUGCUUUGCGUCCCUUGCUGACCGGUUUACCCGCCGUGGUGUUGAUCCUGCCCCCUUGGCUGAACAUGGACUGAGCAGCGAGCUGCUGGAGAGGCUAGCAAGUGCUGCAGCUUCUGCUGGUGAGAAAACAGGAAGUAGUGGAGCCACGCCAGACUCUAAAAGCAACAGUACAUCAGUGUCCACCAUCGUUAGUCUCUUAUCAACACUGUGCAGAGGAUCACCCAGUGUUACUCAUGAUUUAUUAAGAGCUGGACUUCCUGAUGCAAUCCAAAAAGCCCUCCAAGGUGACGAGAGAUGUGUUCUGGACACCAUGAGACUGGUAGAUCUGCUCUUGGUUCUGUUGUUUGAAGGACGACGAGCCUUGCCCAAGUCCUGUGUCAGUAUUCCCAAGGGAGGAAUUUCUGGCCUUCGAAGGUUUGACAGUUCAAAUGAGAGGUCACAUCGACAGCUCAUUGACUGCAUCAGAAGCAAGGAUACUGAUGCAGUGAUAGAUGCUAUUGAAAAUGGUGGAUUUGAGGUAAAUUUUAUGGAUGAUGUUGGACAGACUUUGCUGAACUGGGCAUCUGCAUUUGGAACCUUAGAAAUGGUGGAGUAUCUUUGUGAGCGAGGCGCAGAUGUCAACAGAGGUCAAAGGUCCUCUUCUCUACAUUAUGCGGCUUGCUUUGGAAGACCAGCUGUUGCAAAAACUUUGCUUCGGCAUGGUGCCAACCCAGAUUUAAGAGACGAAGAUGGCAAAACACCCAUGGACAAAGCCAGAGAGCGGAAUGAUGAAGGUCACAGAGAAGUUGUACAUAUUCUACAAUCACCAGGUGAAUGGAUGGUACCUGUUGGAAACAGUUCUGCUUCAUCCUCUACACCAGCGCAGCCAGCUGCUGCUCAAGAUUCCACCAGUGCCGAGGAAAAGAAAGAAGAGCCAGAGGAUGUCAAGGGAGACCCAGAAAUGGCUCCUGUUUACCUCAAGAACCUCCUGCCGCUGUUUGCCAAGAAUUAUAAAGAGACAAUGAUGCCGAGCAUUAGGAAGGCGACCUUAGCACUGAUGCGUAAGAUGAUCCACUACGCAUCUCAAGCUCAGCUGGAAGAACUGUCACAGAAUUCAACAUUUGCCUCAGUCAUAGUUGAGGUUCUAUCGGUGGUCUUGGAUCAUGAGGAUGAUGACGAUGGCCAUUUGACAGCUCUGCAGGUCAUAGAGGACUUGUUAGAGAAGUGCCAAGAGACAUACAUCAGUCACUUGGCUCGUCUGGGGGUCAUUAGUCAUGUGGCAGACCUUGCAGGACCAAUGCAAGAGGUGGAAGCUGUUGAAGAGGAACCAGAGGUGAAAGGAAAUGAAGAGGAGACUGAGAAAAAGGAUGAAGAUACUGUUCAAGAGGAUGCAGGCGAUAUAGAACAGGGCAAGCCAUAUCACUGGCAUGACUGGUGCAUUGUACGGAGUAGGGACUGCCUCUAUCUGUGGAAUGAGUCUUGUGCUUUGGAGCUUUCUAAUGGUAGCAAUGGUUGGUUUAGGUUCAUUUUGGAUGGGAAACUUGCCACCAUGUACUCAAGUGGCAGUCCUGAAGGUGGAUCAGACUCAUCUGAGAGCAGAGGAGAAUUCCUUGAGAAACUCCAAAGGGCACGUGGCCAGGUGAAGCUUGGAACCCCGAGUCAACCACUGCUGUCGUCACCAGGUUCCACUCGACUCUCUGUAGGUAACUGGUCUCUUACAUGUACCAAAGACAAAGAGGUAUCUGUGCACAAUGCUGAUGGACAGCAAGCCACCAUUCUUCGUGAAGAUCUAGCUGGCUUUGUCUUUGAAUCAAACAGAGGGACAAAGCACACCUUUAACGCAGAGACAUCCUUGGGACCUGAGUUUGCUGCAGGCUGGAUGGGAAAGAGAGGAAAGCGGUUCGUGUCAAAGGUCGAGGCACAGAAGCUGAAGAUCAGGAACUUGGCCACUGAGAUUCAGGAGAAGUAUCUUCUUGCUGCACAGGCUGCACCUCGUGAAGUGGUAGCCAAGUUACAGGAAAUUGUCACACAAUUGCAUUCAGCUUGUUUAUCUCAGGAAAAUCUUACCAAGGGAGAAAGUAAAGAAUCCUGGAAGGAAGAAAUGUUUGGUGCAUUGAAAGGCUUACUUCAAGUGCUACAAGAUGACGCCACAGUUUCCUCAUAUGAACUACAAUCCACUGGACUGGUUACAGCUCUUUUACGCUGCUUACACCAGACUGGUAAAGCCAUAUCUGAAAAUGAAAAUACCAGCAACCGAGCUGAAGAGNUCGAAAUUACUGACGUAGUGUUUUUUUUUGCUUCCAGGAGUGGUGAAGUUACAUCCGCCUCCAUCCUUGUUAAAAAGCUUGUGGCCGUUUUAGAGUCAACAGAGAAGUUGCCUGUUUUCACUUAUGAAUGCCCUGGCUCAGGUCUUCAGGUGUUGGCAAGGCGACUGAGGUUCCAGUUAGAACGAGCUCCAGGAGAGAGUUCGCUAAUUGAUAGAACAGGGCGAACUUUGAAAAUGGAGCCACUGGCAACUGUUGGGGAUUUAGAACGAUAUCUGCUGAAAAUGGUUGCCAAACAGUGGUACGACUACGAGAGAAGUAGUUACCACUUUGUUCGUCUUCUCAGAGGAGGCAACAAGCUCACUUUCACUCACAUGCAGGACUUUGAUGAGAACGGCAUUCUGUACUGGCUCGGUACAAACGGCAAGUCUAUUCCUGACUGGGUCAACCCGGGCUCGGUGGGAAUUGUGUCGGUUAGUACCUCAGAGGGCAGAGGACUGCCUUAUGGAAAAGUUGAAGACAUUCUGAGCAGAGACGCUGCAGCACUGAACUGCCACACCAAUGAUGAUAAGAAUGCGUGGUUUGCCAUUGAUCUUGGUGUGUGGUGUAUUCCAUCCUGUUACACUCUCAGACAUGCUCGAGGCUAUGGAAGGUCUGCUCUUCGUAACUGGCUUUUCCAAGUGAGCAAGGAUGGAAAGAACUGGACCACAUUGUACACCCAUACAGACGACAACUCUCUCAAUGAACCCGGGUCCACAGCCUCCUGGCCGUUAGAGCCUCCCUCAGACCAAGAAGGAUGGCGCUAUGUGCGUUUGCAGCAAGCUGGGAAGAACGCCAGUGGUCAGACUCAUUAUCUGUCUCUGUCAGGAUUUGAAGUGUACGGAACAGUAGUAGCAGCGGUAGAGGAACCCUUAGGUCCAGAGCAGUCAUCUUCCAAGGGUGUCACUGCCGGUGAGAAGCUGGCCAAGUCACUGAAGCCCUGCUGGUCCCUGUGUCCUGGUAAAGCUGCGCGUGAGGUGGAAGCUGCCUUGCGCCGCCAACGCCGUCUCAUCCGCUCGCAGAUGUUGAAACACCUGAACGUGGGUAGCAAAGUGGUCCGGGGGAUGGACUGGAAGUGGAAAGACCAGGACGGAAGUCCCCCCGGUGAAGGCCUCGUCACUGGGGAGCUACAGAACGGUUGGGUCGAAGUGGCAUGGUCAAAUGGUACUUCUAACUCUUAUCGUAUGGGUGCUGAUGGCAAGUUUGACUUGAGAGUGGUCGAACCAGGUCCAUCCUCAGAGGCUGCGGGCGAACCUUCAUCGUCCAGCCCUGGUGAAGAAGGAGCUUCCGAAGAGGGAUCCUCUACAGAGGAGCCUGAAGUUGUAUCACCGGAGAAACCUCAGCAGGAGAAUUCCUCGACGUCUCAAACUGUUGAUGAGUCUAGCGAGGUGUUAGUGGAAGCCGUCCGAGUUGAGGAGAUACCCGAUGAAGGUAUAUUUACGUCAGAUGACAUUAUUGACUCGUCUGGGAAUGCAGUGGUGGUAUCAGAGACAGCUGCAGACAGCACGGAGGUGGUGCCGAGUGCCGAUGAACCGAAAGAGACUGUAGGUGAAAUAGAAGAGGUAACAGAAGAUGAGGGACUGCCUCCUGCCAGACCUCCCUCACUGCCACCCUCCAGGCCCAACAUUUCGUCUCCUAACAUUUCUGUGGGAGAAACUGCAAGAAGAUCAAUGCGACAGUCAGAAGUCGAGGUGUGUUUAGAUGAUCCCAAGGCCACCAUUUUCUCCUACGUACAAAAGGUUGCAUUGGCUGCUGGGAUAUCUAAGAAUGAGCGAGUGCGAAGGGUCUGGGAACCAACCUACACUAUCAGCUAUCGAGAGGUUCACGACCCCGAACAAGCGGAACGAUCAAGUGAAACGAAGGAACACUUAGAAACAACGGUUCACUGGACUAUAUCGUAUGUUGAGCGCUAUCUAGGAACAGAUGACCUGCCUAAGUCCGAAGUGAUCUCGUUCCUUCAGAGGCAUGCUGAUGCUGCAUUCUUGAGAAAAUGGAAGUUGUCAGGGGUGCCUAAGAGCAUACGAAAGAACAGAAACUGCUCUCAACUCGUGGCAGCUUACAAGGAGUUUUGUAAUACUCUGGACUCCUCCCCACCCAACUCCCCCACUCUUGACAAGGCGGAAGUCAAACAGGAGGUAAAACCGGAGGUGCCAAAGGACAAGAGCUCGACUGUCCCCACACCAGUAGCUGUCAAUGACAUGUCCGCUAUUCAGGACAUUCUGCAGCUCCUGAAAGUCCUCUACAGUGUAUCUACCAGUUCUGCGUAUGACUUUGGAGAUGGUAAUGAGAAGUACGGAUUCAUCGUAAGCAAUGAAGAUUUUACAAGUAAAAAACUCACAACCAAACUAAUCCAGCAGAUUCAGGAUCCAUUAGUGCUGUCCAGUAACGCGUUACCAGAAUGGAGUGGAGUGUUAACCAGCACGUUUCCGUUCUUAUUUCCUUUUGAAACGAGACAGCUUUACUUUUCAUGCACAGCUUUCGGAAGCUCACGAGCGAUCGUUUGGCUGCAAAACAAACGCGACGUAGCGCUGGAACGAAGCCGUCCUCCGAGCCACAGACGAGAAGAGCAACACGAAUUCAGAGUAGGGCGACUAAAACACGAGAGAGUGAAAGUACCACGAGGAGAUGAGUUGUUAGACUGGGCGAUGAGUGUCCUGAAGUUCCAUGCUGAACGCAAGUCUGUAUUGGAGGUGGAGUUUGAGGACGAGGAAGGCACAGGUUUAGGGCCAUCACUUGAGUUUUACGCACUUGUGGCGGCCGAGCUUCAACGCAAGAGUCUGGGUAUGUGGAUUUGCGAUGACGUCUUAGUGGACGAGACUGCGAGAGAGGUGGACAUUGGACAUGGAAUUCGUCCAAGGGGCUAUUACGUGCAACGCGCCGGAGGCCUCUUUCCAGCGCCACUCCCACAGGAUGCCCCUGAUACCGAGAGGGUAGCAAAGCUGUUCUAUAUCCUUGGUGUUUUCUUGGCUAAGAGCUUGCAGGACAGUCGAUUAGUAGACAUCCCGCUGUCGCUAUCGUUUCUAAAACUCUUGUCUUGUAGUGCGCUGUCAUCAAGCAGCAACAACGCACUGUCUCGUAGUCGCAGCACUUUGCAAGUAAUCGAUGACGCUUCGUGUUCGCUCGAUGAUAUAGUUGAGUGCUCGGACACGAUGAACGAGCUCGAUCAACCUCAGCCGAGCCUGGAGGAGAACGAAAAUGCGAUCAAUAAAUUGGACUGGGAAUCCAGCAAAGAAAGAGAACUUAUCGAAGAGGAAGAGGAACUCUCCAAGGAAGAAAAUUCUGAACUGAGUAAAACUAAGGAAAGUGUUGAAGACAUUCCUUUAACACCACCAACGAAGUCUUGGUUUGCGGGCAUCUUGGAUGAUAGUGAUAUGGACAUUGUGGACCCGCACAGAGCAACUUUUCUGAAACAACUCCAAGAGUUGGUCGCAAGGAAAAAUGACAUUCUUAAAGACGAUUUGCUAACAACAAAUGAAAAGAAAGCCAGAAUAUCGGAGCUGAAGUUGAAGACAGCUCAUGGCGUUGAAUGCAGUGUUGAUGAUUUAGGGCUAACUUUCCAAUUCUCGCCAUCUUCCAAGGUUUACGGGUUCAGUGAAGUUGAUCUAACACAAGAUGGUGGAGAAAAGGUGCUAGCAAUAGAGAACGCCGAGGAGUAUAUCAAGCUUGUCAAAGAGUUCUGUUUAUAUAACGGGGUGCAACGACAGCUAGAUGCAUUUAGAGACGGCUUCAACUCCGUGUUUCCGAUGGAGAAGCUUGGUCCGUUUACUCCAGAGGAGCUGCAGUUGAUGCUGAGCGGAGAACAAAUUCCUCAAUGGACCAGAGAAGACAUAAUGAACUACACUGAACCCAAGUUUGGAUACACUCGAGACACGCCAGGCUUUCAGAAAUUUGUGAACGUUUUGGUCAGCAUGAGUGGCGACGAGAGGAAGGCUUUUCUCCAGUUCACCACCGGCUGUUCGUCUCUCCCUCCUGGUGGCCUCGCCAAUCUUCAUCCUCGCCUCACAGUUGUACGUAAGGAGAGUGACGGGGAUGGUUCUUUUCCUUCUGUCAACACAUGCGUGCAUUACCUGAAGCUGCCCGAAUAUUCCUCAGAAGAAGUUAUGCGAGAGAAAUUACUAGCAGCCACAAGAGAGAAAGGAUUUCACUUGAAUUAACUGAAGCCUGCGCCUCACUGAGCCUGAGGCUUUCAGCUCUAGAACUCGUGUAACUGUUGUUAUAAGAAGCCUCAAAGACCUUGCAUUGAUUUCCGUCGUUUUUGUAGUUCAAGGAUUUGUGAUUGAUUGUACAGACAAAUCUCAGGGUAGCAAAGUGUCCCAUGGCCAUUACUACACGUCAUAAUUGUGUCAUAGCGUGAGCGGGACGGCAACUUAUUGUCCCCUACAUCCAAGAGUUCCAAGAAGUCCAGUCGUAUUUGUUUCCUAUAUGGCGUCGUAGAGUUAAAUUGCCUACCUUUUGUAAUGUUUGCCCAGUAAAUUAUUUAGCACGACGGGAAUCGCAAAUUAUGAAGCAUUUCGUUAUGUUAAACCAGCUCAGAGUCUCUCGUUGAAAAGCCUUUGUGUAAACAAGCCAACAAAAUGCAACAAUUUGUAACGAUGCCACUCCAAGACUGUCGCUGACGUUUCUUGGCAACCAAUCAGAGUCGGCCAUUAGUUUUAAGCUACUACCUGUGUGUAAGAAUGCACGAAAGAUCGCCCGCAAGAUCACAGCAAGAAAAGAGACCUAUUUUGUGCGUUUUUUAUGCCAGUUACGAUAAAUUAUAUUGAUCAUUAAGUUUCUAGUUACGCACUUUUGAAACGCACUUUUGCUGCAUUAAAUAUUAGGUAAAUAUGCAAUUUAAGUAAAAGAAUGUCCAAAAAAUUCCUUUAUUGUGGUCUUUUGCCGAGUGGCCUUUGUCACAGAGAGUCUAUACUGACGGUGUAGUACUAUAUAAACUAUUUUUAGAAUGACAGGU